GCAGAUUGCCGACAAGUUGGUAAACGAUCGGUGUUCCACAGUUCUAGGGUGAUCUUUGUGCGAUUCGGUUGCUUGCCAGUACGCUCCUGCCAUCCGUGAAGUGUUUGUGUGUGUAUGUCUGUGUGUGUCUGUGUGUUUUCAACGCAAGCAAACACUACUUCCGGUUCAGUGAACGACGCAUCUUACUGACAGAAGAGAUGCUUUUUGGUGCCCAAAGUGUUAGGCUGCGCUGUGUGGAGGAAGGCCUAAGCUGACAGCAAUUAGAAGAACGCGCCCCCAUCCGUGACAUACGCUUCGAGAGCAUUGGAGUUAGGGGAGGACGAACCAGAAAUUCCAGAGUGUGUGUAUUGAUGAAUGUGCGCAAAUUUCGGUUCCUUCUGUAAAGCAUUAUCUCUGUGAAUGAUUUGACCCAGUUCGUGCGCGCAUAGACUGGCUUUGAAGACAGCUCUCCAGACUUCCCGGCACCAGUUGGUGUUAGGUCAAUUCUCCCCGUCUUCUCGUUAAGCCAAUCGGGUGCGGCCGUUCCCUUUUCGCAUACAUUCCCGCAUAAUGCUCUUACCGUUCGCUAGAAACACGAAUUGAGCUCUAAAUUGUAUCAAAUUAAAUAAGUUCCUGCCUUUGUGCGCUCGGUGGUGAUCCGUGCUGCGUCAGUGCUGGCCUGCGAUCUGCGUCAUCUACGUUUGCAGCUUUUGUGUACUCGCAUUCGCGAUCCUUUCUUUCCGUUCGGAAAGCCCAUCCCUCUACGUCGGGCUCUACCUAGUGAUCGUUGAGUGUGGUGCGAUGUGGCGAAAAUCCGGCACCGAUCGGGCGGGAAAGAUGCGUGACCGGGUCGGUGGGCACCGGGGACAUCCGGGUAGCGGUGGGCUGGAGCGGCUCCGUGCCAACAGCACCGACUACACCGAGCGCAUCUUUCACGACGAGGAGUUCGGCGAGGAGAACGUCGAGCUGGUGGACGAGGAGUGGGCCAGCUUCGAGCGGGUGCUCAGAGAGUUCCGCGAGCGCCGCCUGCUGAACGCCUCGAUGGAUAACUUGCCGCGGCAGAAGAAAUCGUCGCGCAAACGGCGCGCCCAAGCGUUCUAUCCGAUGCCGAUGCCCAGCAUGAGCGACACCGUCGAUCAGGACAGCAGCUCGGUCAGCAGUAGCGACGAGGCGUACGAAACGGACGAGGAUGGAUACAUACGCACGCUCAUGUAUGGUCGCUACACGAAGGAUCUAGGAGAAUACGCCAAAGAUGAAGCGCGAAGACUCAGGCUUCUUGAACGACGAAGAAAGAAAGAUGAUAAAGCAAGAAACAAGGAACUGUUGGACGUGCGGGACAACAAGUUCUUCAAGGCGGCAUCGUGGCUGUGGCGCAACACGUUCGCCCGGCUCGGCGAGGACUGGGUGUUCCUGGCGCUGCUCGGCAUCAUCAUGGCCCUGCUAUCCUACGUGAUGGAUAAAGGCAUCUCGAUGUGCACGAACUCACGCGUGUGGCUGUACCGCGAUCUCACGAACCAUCCGGUACUGCAGUACCUCGCCUGGGUGUCGCUGCCCGUCUGUCUGAUCCUGUUUUCGGCCGGCUUCGUCCAUCUGGUCGCACCGCAGAGCAUCGGCUCGGGCAUACCGGAGAUGAAGACGAUACUGCGCGGCGUCGCGCUGAAGGAGUACCUCACGUUCAAGACGCUCGUCGCGAAGGUGAUCGGGCUGACGGCGACGCUCGGCAGCGGCAUGCCGCUCGGCAAGGAGGGCCCGUUUGUACAUAUAGCUAGUAUAGUGUCGCAGCUGCUAAGUAAGAUCAUCACAUCAUUCCAAUCGAUCUACGAGAACGAAUCGCGCAACACGGAGAUGCUGGCGGCGGCCUGUGCCGUCGGUGUCGGCGCCUGCUUCGCCGCCCCGAUCGGGGGCGUGCUGUUCAGCAUCGAGGUCACCACGACGUACUUUGCGGUACGCAACUACUGGCGCGGCUUCUUUGCCGCGGUGUGCGGCGCGACCGUCUUCCGGCUGCUGGCCGUCUGGUUCCAGAAGGCGGACACGGUGACGGCCAUGUUUUCCACCAACUUCACGUCGGACUUUCCGUUCGACCCGCAGGAGCUGUUUGUGUUUGCGCUGAUCGGUCUCGUUUGUGGUCUAGGUGGCGCACUGUACGUAUGGGUCCAUCGGAAGUACGUGCUGUUUAUGCGAUCGAACAAAAAGAUGAACAAAUUUCUCCAGAAGAACCGUUUCCUGUAUCCCGGCAUUGUGGCGCUCAUAGUGGCCACGCUCUCAUUUCCGCUGGGCUUCGGAAAGUAUAUUGCCGGCGAGCUGAGCACACACGACCAGGUGCACCAGCUGUUCUCCAACUUUACCUGGACCAAGCACGAGCUCACGGUCGAGCAGGCGGCCGUCGUCUCGAACUGGCGCACCCCGGAGACGAACGUGUUUGCCAACCUUAUUAUUUAUUUGCUCUACACGUUCUUCAUGUCGAUCAUCGCGUCAACCAUUCCCGUGCCAUCCGGUAUGUUCAUACCAGUGUUCAAAAUCGGUGCCGCGUUCGGCCGGAUCAUCGGCGAAGCGAUGCAUCUGUGGUUCCCGCACGGCGUCCGGUACGGCGGCAUGCUGGCCCCGAUCAUCCCGGGCGGCUACUCGGUGGUCGGGGCGGCCGCUUUCUCCGGCGCCGUCACGCACACCGUGUCCGUCGGCGUGAUCGUGUUCGAGAUGACCGGCCAAAUCACGCACAUCGUGCCGGUCAUGAUAGCGGCCCUCAUCUCGAAUGCCGUCGCCGCCCUGCUCCAACCGUCCAUGUACGACAGCAUCAUACUCAUCAAGAAGCUACCCUACCUGCCCGAUCUGCUGCCGUCCGGGUCCGGCAUGUACAACAUCUACGUGGAGGACUUUAUGGUGCGCGACGUGCGCUACAUCUGGAAGGGAAUCUCGUACCAGCAGCUGAAGGAGAUACUGAAGGCGAACAAGAGCCUGCGCAGCCUGCCGAUCGUCGACAGCCCGGACAACCGGACGCUGCUCGGCAGCGUACAGCGCUACGAGCUGAUCAAAAUGAUCGACAAGCACAUUGGGCGCGAGAAGCGCCUCGAGGUCGCCGCCAAGCUGAUGAAGGAAGCGGAGGAGAAGGCCCGGGAGGAGCAGGAGCGCCAGAAGCGGGAAGCGGCCGAGGCGGCCAAGGCGCGCCGCCCCUCCCGGUUCGAGGUCGUGCCGGCACCGGACAUACUGAAGCUGCGCGAGCGGGCGAACAACGAGAUGCUACCGCCGCAGGCUCGCCGCGAAUCGAACGCGUCGCUCACGAGCGGGCCCGUGUUUGGCGCGACGCAGCCGAAGAAAUCGAUCCUCAAGAAGACGAACUCGUUCACGCUGAAGGGCUUCAGCCCGCUGUCCCCGCACAGCCCCGUGCACACGCCGUACACGACGAUCACGGGCACGGAGAGCCGCAUCCGGUCCGCGUUCGACAUCAUCUUCCGCAAGUCGGCCACGCUGCAGGACGUGACGCCCGAUCCGGAGAUUGGGUCGAUCGGUACGCCCAGCAUUGUCGGGUCGGAGGUCGCCCCGCUGACGCCCGGCAUCUCGAAGAAGGUGCAGCUGCCGCGGGAGCGCGUGAUCGACAUGUCGCCCGAGGACCAGAAGGCGUGGGAGAUGGAGGAGAUGGCGAAGCCGAUCGAUGUCGGCAAUCUGCACAUCGAUCCGGCCCCGUUCCAGCUGGUCGAGCGCACGUCGAUCCUGAAGGUUCACUCGCUGUUCUCGAUGGUUGGCAUCAACCAUGCGUACGUAACGAACGUUGGCCGUCUGGUCGGUGUGGUCGCGCUGAAGGAGCUGCGAACGGCGAUCGAGAGCGUUAACAAUGGCACACUGACGCCGGAAACGGUGAAGGCCAAACAGGAGGAGGAAGCACGAGCACUUGCUCAGAAAGAAUCGGACAACAACAACGGCAUUUCGGCGGAAGAUCCUCUCCUGCCCAAGCGGCCCGGCGACACGUUCAGUGACAAAAAAGUAAAUAACACCAUCACCUCGAUGGACUCGGCACUGUCCAACUCGGACAACUGUUCCGACAUCGAGCUAGACAAUAUUAACAUUGAUCACGGUGACACUGCAGCUACCACUAAUGGCACCAUCACUACCACUACCACCACCACGCCCAGCACCAAACACACCAACAACCAUUCCGGUUCACAACAGCAGUAAAAGGGGUGGCAGUGCUGGUGUUGGGUGCGAGCGGGUUGUUUAGUGGGUUGUUGGGAAGGUGUAAAACGGAACCAAACGGGGACCAAUAUACGAACAAGCACUGCGCGUUCAACCGUUCUAGUACCACCAGCAUCUCAAUGCAAUCCCUCGUCAGCAACAAAAAAGACACUACGAUCACGACACAUCCAUACCCUCACACACACACCUACACACACCGAGGCACUCGGGAGAACAUACUGCAAGGGCACAGGAUCUCAUUAUGCCUAGCGAGGGUGUCGCUAAAACACCGAUCACCGACCAACAGCAAACAACAACUACCCAACACCUCACAUCAUAAAUCCACUGCGAACAGAAAAGGCUCGAAACUGAAUCGACGGAAAGACAGACAGCGAAAACAUUGUGCCCGAUGCCGUCAAAGCCAUAUCCCAACUGGCACCGGUUGAACCGGAUGCACAAUAUUGCCGGGACAGGCGCUGGAGAUGUCAAUGUGAUUUUGUACUUUAAGUAAUAGUGACUUCUUCCAGCGCGUACGUGUUGUCUGUGUGUGUGUGUGUGUGCUGGGGUGUGUUUGUGUCCUUUAGUUAUUAAAUAAUUUAACACCGAGCUCCACGCAGCGGUACGGCCAAACGAGAUCGAUAGCGAUGUUGCGGUGUAACUAAACGGGUCCGUUGGGUGUGGUAUGAUCGAGAGCUUCGUUCACGGUACGAGCAACCAGGUACCAAUAAUUUCUGCCCCAUCGUGGUGGUCGUAGUGAUUUUAGUGCCAAAUUUUAAGCAAACACGAAACCCGUUCUAGUAGGAAAUGCCAGCCCGGAUCCCGGAUCUAGGCGGGAUCGGCAAACAACAAAUGUGCCUUAUUAACCUCCUUCUCCGCUGAUCAGGUAGUCACAGAGAGUCAGUCAGCGUAGAUGGUUAUGUUAGCGAUAGUGUAAGCUUGUUGUGUUGUCGCUGGUUUUUUUUUCUUCCUGUUUCUUGUUUCGUUUCGUAUUUUAAACACUGAAAAAGGAAAGCGCAAAUGGUAAAUUAUUUUUCGCUCCGUUCGUAGAACUGACCGGCACACAGAACAGAGCGUGUCUGGUACGCGCGCUGGGCACAGCAAGAUUGGUCGGUGCGUGGCGCGACCGGAACCAGGAAACUCUCCUGCCUGUGUUGUGAAUGAGGGUAGUUUUUAAACUCUAGCAACGUAAGACAGAAAGCUGUAUAAAGAUGAUCAAAAUAAAAGACGUAUAGUUUAUGAAUUAUUUAAAUUUAAAAAAAAACA
Messenger RNA from Anopheles coluzzii, 5406 nucleotides. RefSeq names its product chloride channel protein 2 (gene ClC-a). Gene Ontology annotation, cellular component: membrane. The record is from RefSeq and is a predicted model, not a curated record. The coding region runs from base 781 to 4146 and encodes 1121 amino acids. Gene Ontology annotation, biological process: transmembrane transport; chloride transport. Gene Ontology annotation, molecular function: voltage-gated chloride channel activity. Lineage: Eukaryota; Metazoa; Arthropoda; Insecta; Diptera; Culicidae. The transcript has 11 exons.